Molecule: messenger RNA, 1269 nt
Organism: Carassius gibelio (silver crucian carp)
Lineage: Eukaryota; Metazoa; Chordata; Actinopteri; Cypriniformes; Cyprinidae
Product: ubiquitin thioesterase otulin
Exons: 8
Coding region: 1-1212 (403 amino acids)
Biological process (GO): protein linear deubiquitination
Cellular component (GO): cytoplasm
Molecular function (GO): cysteine-type deubiquitinase activity
Source: RefSeq, a predicted model, not a curated record
AUGGCUGCUAGAGCUCUGAAACGAGAAAGGCGACGUUUCAGCACCUCCAGAGCAGAGGAGAGCGGAGGGGGAGGAGCGGCAUUUAAAGACACAUCUUUGUUGUUUCAUAGUGAUGUGGACCUGUACAGAGGAGAAGAGGAAAUAGAAAAAGAGCAGCAGGACAAGCAGCAUCCAAAAGAUGUCUCGGCUGUUGGUGAGACCCCGAGCAGUGUAUCAGCUGCAGAGGAUCUUCAGACCUACAGCGAGAGAGAAUGGAAAGGCAACACCACAAAAAGUCUGCUUAUCCGAAAGGGAUAUGAAGCAAUAGCCAGUGAGUUCAAUCUGUGCAGAGUGAGAGGUGAUAACUACUGUGCUCUAAGGGCGACUCUCUUCCAGGUGCUCAGCCAAUCAAAACAGCUUCCUGCCUGGUUGCACGACUCUGACAUUAGUAAGUGGGCAAAAGAAAUGCACUCAGAUUUUAUUACGGAGUGGCAGUUUCCAUUUGAAACUAGCAUGAGCAAAGUGCAGCAUCUUGAACAAUGUCUGGAGCUACUGAAGAAUAAGUGGCAAGAGGCUGUCCAGUGUAAAAGUCUUGAGGACAGGGAGCACAUGUGCCAGCAUGUGUUCAGAGGUCAUGAUGAAGAGUAUGAGCUUCUUGAAGCGCUGAAGUUCUUGAUGCUGAGGACUGCCAUUCAGUUGCACUCAGAUAUGGAGAAGGGCUCUGACGUACCAGAGUUCUGCUGGCUCCUCUUUGCUCGUGACUCGUCUAAAUGCCCCAAGACAUUUUUCACCAACCACCUCAGACAUGUAGGGUUUAGUGGUGGGCUGGAACAGGUGGAGAUGUGCCUCCUGGGUUAUUCCCUUCAAGAGAUGAUCCAGGUUGUUCGGCUGUACAAGUGUGAUACUGAAGAGUUUAUUACAUACUACCCGAACGACCACAAGAAUGCCAGUCCUCUAUGCUUGCUUACAGAAGAUGACGGACACUAUAAUGUACUCGUCCCCAAAAAGUCCUCCAAAUUUGAUGCAUAUGGUAGACCAAAGUGGAUUCAAUCUUCAGGUGGACAACCAAGCAUAACGACCUGUCUAGUAAAUGGCAAGGAGUUACAAUCCUUCAUGUUUUCCACAUGGCUGUUCUUGAGUUUAUGUUUUGGGAUAUUCUUCUUUCAUGUUUUAAUUCUUAUAAAUUUAAAUAUUUGCUUAUCUUUACUUUUCUACCUAUGUAAUUUUAAAUAAGGAAAAAACUAUACAUUUCUUAAUAAAUUCUGUGCAAAAGUUUUAUGAGACAUAGAA